This is a messenger RNA of Paramecium sonneborni, 522 nucleotides long. The record is from the annotation of a GenBank genome assembly. Lineage: Eukaryota; Ciliophora; Oligohymenophorea; Peniculida; Parameciidae.
AAUGAAUUAUAUUUUGUAAUUUUAAGUACAUAUAUUUUUAGGCAUUCGAUCAGAAUAUUGUAUCCAUUAGUACAAUCGUUUAAAGUGUUAAAAAAUAAAGACAAAGAAGGAUAAAAAACACUUUUAAAAUAUUGGUGUAUAAAUUGGAUGAUAUCACUUUUUGAUUUUGUUCUUCAAAUAGUUUUGAAUGAGUAAUCUAAUAAUUUAAAUUUAGUAUGUUAGUUGACAUAGUGUUAAUAGCUUUAGCAAUAGGGUUGAUAUAUAAUAACUUUAUUUUUUCAACUGCAAUUUUCAAUCAUUUGAUACAACCAUUUAUCUAUCAGCAUGAAAAGAAGAUUGAUAAAUUCUUUUCUUUUGUAAGAAUGAAUAUUAAUUAUAAUAUUUAGAUAGAUGACAAAAUAAAAGGAUUAUGGGAUAGGUCAUCUAAUAAAAUUGAGGAAGCGGCAAAAGAGAAAUUUGCAGAAGUAGUUUCUGAUCAAUUUAAAAAAAAAUGAAUUAUGUUAUAUAUAGAAAUAUCAAAAA